UCCUUAUCAUAGACAAUGUGAGUAAAUUCUUUGUCGAACUUAUUAAAAAAAAGGCUAAUAACCUAUAAAAAUAAAUAAUGUCAACUGUCACUUCAACGUUCAGAUAUAAAUCAACAUUUUAGAAAUGAAAUAGGGAUACAUAACAUUGUGAUCAGUUUUAUUUCAAUAAAAAAAUUCAGGGCGUCUCUGAAUUUAGUGUAAAGCGAAUGUUGCCUCAAUUCUUUUACCUCCAAGUUGAUUACUUGUAGGUGUAACAGUGCACAGAGUGAAUUAUCACUACGGCGUUUGGUAGAAGAAGCGUGCAAGACAUUGUUUGGUGAAGUGGGGGGCUCGAUACCUGUGGAUGUGCUAUCAGUGCAAGACAAGACAGCUGUAUUGCGAGUAAAUAGCACGGAGUUCAGGAAAGUCUGGGCUGCUCUUACAGUAACUACCCAGUUACGAGUGCAUAAGGUGUCUCCUUCACUACAGGCACUUGUAUAGGCAAUACAACAUGUCGUCUCCAUCAAUUCUACCUGCUGGGUCAGGCAACAAAGAUAUAGUGAUUGUAGCAUCACGCGAAGAGUUGUCUACACCAAGUAGAGUAUCACUCCCGGACCCUGAACCGACACCUGGCCUCAUUCUGGCAGAUGGUUCCAUCAAUUGGGGAUGUCCAUGUCUUGGGGGUAUGGCCACUGGUCCUUGUGGGAUACAGUUCCGUGAGGCAUUUUCCUGCUUUCAUUACAGUGAGGCGGACCCAAAGGGUAGCGAUUGUUACGAGAAGUUCAGCGUGAUGCAACAGUGUAUGGCGGAGUACCCCGACCUGUACGGUCGCGACGACGACGACGAACUCGCAGAGGCGCUCGCCGGCUCCGAUACUGCCACCGCCCCUGCCACUGCCACUGCCCCUGCCCCUGCCACUACUACUGACAACAACGCCACUGAGGAACCUCACUGACCUACACGCACUCUCACACACACACUGUAACCGGUCCCCGUUGUCCCUGUUCCUGCCCACUCGAACCUACUGUAUGGUGAAGGCUAGUGUGCGGUCGCUAGAGCUAGUUGCAACACACAAACGAAAUAUGUUAAUAUUUUACCUUGUUCCCAGUUUACUCUGCACAUGACACACGUGUCGCCAUACCGGCGUGCGCGAAGUGUGCGUGCGCGAACGAACCAACGGAAUAUUGGUUCAGUUCUGAUUGUUACGAAAUGAUUACUGUUCGAUCACUGUACAAUAAUGUAAUAGCACGGAGCUGAUUUGACGGUGAGAGACGGAAGAUACCGUAGACUCACAAAACUAUAUACAAAGUUUUUUUUUUAUUGCCCUUGUAGGCAGACGAGCAUACGGCCCACCUCAUGGUGAGUGGUUACCGUCGCCUAUGGACUUCAGCAAUGCCAGGGGCAGAGUCAAGCCGCUGCCUACCGCUUAAUACUCUCCACAAGCCUCGCUUGAAGAAGGACAUGUCAUAGCGCUCGGGAAACACCGUGGAGGGGAACUCAUUCCAUAGCCGGAUGGUACGUGGCAAAAAAGAUCUUUGGAAACGCACUGUGGAUGACCGCAGUGGCUCCAGGUAGUAUGGAUGAACUCUACUCCGGUGGCGGGCGGUGCGAUGGUAAAAACAAGAUGCCGGUAUCAUCUCAAACAAUUCCUCAGAGCACUCCCAGUGUGUGUGUCUUUUAUUUUCAUACCCAAUAUGAUUGUGUAUUGUUAGUUUUUUUGUAAUAGUUGCAAGUAGAUUUAAACGUUAUGAAGAUAAAACUAUUGUAAAGUUUUCUUUUAAUGUCUUCUAAAGUAAAGUAAUAAAAUAGAUGUGCUGUGAA
Molecule: messenger RNA, 1800 nt
Organism: Bombyx mori (domestic silkworm)
Lineage: Eukaryota; Metazoa; Arthropoda; Insecta; Lepidoptera; Bombycidae
Product: mitochondrial intermembrane space import and assembly protein 40
Exons: 4
Coding region: 491-934 (147 amino acids)
Biological process (GO): protein import into mitochondrial intermembrane space
Cellular component (GO): mitochondrial intermembrane space
Molecular function (GO): protein-disulfide reductase activity
Source: RefSeq, a predicted model, not a curated record